GGCGUGGUUAUGUUAAAAUUUUUUAAAUGGCGGAAGAUUUGGCUUUAUUCUCUUCACUAUUUCAAGGAGCCUUUCCAGAGGAAUGGAAAAGAGAUCCUGAAUUUGUGAGAUAUCUCUCAGAAUUAACUUCAUUCUCCAUCAAACGACUCACACGGGAACCAGACCUGAUCAAAGAGGAACAGGAAUGCGUCUUGAACUCAACACAAAAUCUUGCAUUUAAUAAUUACAAGACAUUUAUACAGACUGCCGAAUGUUCUAGAGAAGUAUUUCGAGAGUUUAUUGCAGUUGAAGACCACGUCAAUAAAUUAAUUGAUAAGUUACCGAAUUUCUCCUCCUCUUGUAAGCAGUUUGGCAAAGACGCUCAAGAUAUAAGCAGCAAACGUAAACUCAAUUCCCUAGCUCUAUCAAGACACACCCAGUUAUUGGAGAUAUUAGAGAUACCACAAUUAAUGGAGACAUGUGUACGUAAUGGCUAUUAUGAGGAGGCACUGGAACUGAGUUCACACGUGAAACGAAUGGAAAAGAAGCACAACAACAUACCUAUUAUUAAAAAUAUUGCAUCUGAUAUAGAGCGCUGCUCUAAUCUGAUGUUGAUGGAGUUGAUCCAGCAGUUGCAAGGAAGCAUACAGCUACCGUCUUGUCUCAGGUUGGUCGGUUUGCUGAGGAGGAUGGACAUUUUCAACGAAUCUCAAUUGAGACUCAAGUUUCUACAGUCGAGGGAUUACUGGUUGCAGUCAGUCCUGUCUUCAAUACCUAAGGAUGAUC
Molecule: messenger RNA, 765 nt
Organism: Amphimedon queenslandica
Lineage: Eukaryota; Metazoa; Porifera; Demospongiae; Haplosclerida; Niphatidae
Product: conserved oligomeric Golgi complex subunit 8-like
Exons: 7
Biological process (GO): intra-Golgi vesicle-mediated transport
Cellular component (GO): COG complex
Source: RefSeq, a predicted model, not a curated record